Molecule: messenger RNA, 9731 nt
Organism: Anguilla anguilla (European eel)
Lineage: Eukaryota; Metazoa; Chordata; Actinopteri; Anguilliformes; Anguillidae
Product: SRC kinase signaling inhibitor 1-like
Exons: 21
Coding region: 552-5819 (1755 amino acids)
Biological process (GO): regulation of dendritic spine morphogenesis
Cellular component (GO): cytoplasm; postsynaptic density; actin cytoskeleton
Source: RefSeq, a predicted model, not a curated record
GAGAGAGAGAGAGAGAGGGAGAGAGAGCUAGGGAGAGAAAAGGAGAGAGGGAACGAGAGCGUGAGAGCACAUUAAUCUGUCAUGAGCAGAGCCCUUUCAUUCACACACCUGCCCGUGCCGCGAGCGUGUGCCUCGAUCCGGCACGCCGAACUCCCUCCGCUAGCCGAAGAGCACCGCGCUAGCCGCCGGCGCUAAGCCCCCUCGCCGCCCGGCCGCCCGCCAGCCAGCCAGAGAGCGAGCGAGACAUCAGCCGGGAACGGCGAGAGAGAGCGCAGCGGAAAGCAAAACACACGAGAGAGAGAGAGAGAACUGAGAGGAAGAGAAGAAGAAGACGGAGAACAAGCAAGGGAGGAGGACAGCGCGAAGAGAGAGAGAGAGACACACACACAAAACCGCUCGCUGUGCGAGGAGGAGGAGGAGGGAACGCGAGAGACUGAAGCAGAGGCUGAGAGAGAGAGAGAGAGGGAGAGAAAGAGGAAGAGAGAGCGGCGGAGGAGAGGAAAGAAGAGGAAGAGGAAUAACGAUAUUGUUCCGGCGCUCCCCGAGGCACAAUGGGAAAUGCACCGUCCCAAGCCAACGCCGGGGCCUGUUUUCCCAAGCAAGAUCCCGAGCGUGGCGGGGGAGGUCACAUGAUCUCCACGGACGACCUGGAGUACCCGCGGGAGUACCGCACGCUGGGGAACGGCACGCGGCGCUUCUCCAACGUGGGGCUGGUGCACACGUCCGAGCACCGGCACACCGUCAUCGCCGCGCAGAGCCUGGAGGCGCUGACCGGCCUGCAGAAGGCCGACAUGGAGCGCAAGCGCGACGCCUUCCUGGACCACCUCAAGAACAAGUACCCCCCGCAGCACCCGCCGUCCCCCUCCCCGUCCCACGGCAGCAUGAGGGGGGCGCCCGAGCGCGCCCGCGACCGAGACCGCGACCGCGAACGCGAACAGCAACAGCCGAACUACUGGAGCUUUAAGGUCAGUGCUACGCGUAGCCCCCGGCACUCCCAGUCCACGCAGUCGGGCCUGGCUGACCAGGCCGCCAAGCUGUCCUUCGCCUCGGCCGAGUCGCUGGAGACCAUGUCGGAGGCAGACGUCCCUCUGGGGUUCAACCGAAUGAACCGCUUCCGGCAGAGCCUGCCCCUGUCCCGCUCGGCCAGCCAGACCAAGCUGCGCUCCCCAGGCGUGCUCUUCCUGCAGUUCGGGGACGAGACGCGGCGGGUGCACAUCACGCACGAGCUGAGCAGCCUGGACACGCUGCACGCGCUCAUCGUGCACAUGUUCCCGCAGAAGCUCACCAUGGGCAUGCUCAAGUCGCCCAACACCGCCAUCCUCAUCAAGGACGAGGCGCGCAACGUCUUCUACGAGCUGGAGGACGUGCGCGACAUCCAGGACCGCAGCAUCAUCAAGAUCUACCGCAAGGAGCCCAUCUACGCCUCCUACCCCGCCGCCCACCUGGCCAACGGCGACCUGAGGAGGGAGAUGGUGUACUCGUCCCGCGACUCCUCCCCCACCCGCCGCCUCAACAGCCUGCCCUCCUCGGCCUCGCCCCCCUCCGGCUCGCCGUCCCGCUCCCGCCUGUCCUACGGCGGGGGGCGCCCCCCCUCCUUCUCCGGGCCCGGGGGCCACCCGGGCCAGCAGCCCCACCACCCGCACCACCCGCACCAGCCCCACCCGCACCACCCGCAGGCGGGCCACCCGGCGGGCGGCGGCGGCGGCGGCGGCGGCGGCGGCCUCUCCCCGUCGCCCAGCGCCAUCCUGGAGCGGCGCGACGUGAAGCCGGACGAGGAGGUGUCGGGGAAGAACAUGGUGGUGCUGAAGAACGAGGGCCUGUACGCCGACCCCUACGGCCUGGUGCACGAGGGCCGGCUCAGCAUCGCCUCCACGCAGUCGCUGGCCGCCAUCGGCGACCCCUUCGGCUUCCCCGUGUCCGGCGGCCUGUACCGCCGCGGCUCCGUCCGCUCGCUCAGCACCUACUCCGCGGCCGCCCUGCAGGGGGAGCUGGAGGAGGCGCUGUACAAGCCCGGCGGGCCGCUCUACGCGGACUCCUACGCCUCCACGCUGGGCAUGGGCUUCCGCCUGCCGCCCUCCUCGCCGCAGAAGAUCCCGGACAUGCAGCUGCGCGACCGGGACGCGUACUCGGGCCCGCCCAGCCGCGCCUCGCCCGUCCGCCAGACCUUCCGCAAGGACUCCGCCUCCUCCGUCUUCGUGGAGAGCCCCAAGUCCCGCCCCGGCUCCGGGUCCGACCCGCUCGGCGGGGGCGGGGGCGUGGGGGAGGGGCCGAGGGGGACCGGGUACGGCUCCCCGCUGCCCGGCAACGAGACGGAGACGCGUGAGCGGAUGGAGGCCAUGGAGAAGCAGAUCGCCAGUCUGACGGGUCUGGUGCAGAGCGUGCUCACCCGCGGCCCCGACAGCGACAGCACAGAGAAGACUGAGUCCACUAGCGAUGGCUCUGCCACAGGAACUCUCACUCCCUCCGCCCCCCUGGCCCUGAUGCCGCCGCCCCCUCCCUGCGGAGAAACGCAGACCGACAGCGACACGCGGCUGCAGAUGCAGCUGCACCUGCGCGACCUGCAGCAGAACGCCUUCGAGCUGCGCAGCCAGCUGUCCCAGCUGCGCAAGCUGCAGCUCCAGAACCAGGACUCGGUGCAGACGUUGCUGAAGCGCACAGAGACUGAGAUCAGCGUGCGGGUGACGGACGCCCUGCGCAAGCAGGAGGACCCCCUCCAGAGACAGCGCCUCCUGGUGGAGGAGGAGCGGUUGAAGUACCUGAACGAGGAGGAGCUCAUCAUCCAGCAGCUGCAUGACCUGGAGAAGUCGGUGGAGGAGAUCCAGAAGGACUCCUCCGUGAACCACAAGCACGCGACGGUCCAGGAGCUGGAGGAGAAGGCCGUGGUGCUGAGGAAGCUGGGAGAGACGCUCACUGAGCUCAAGAACCAGUUCCCCAGCUUGCAGAGUAAGAUGCGGGUGGUGCUGAGGGUGGAGGUGGAGGCCGUGAAGUUCCUGAAGGAGGAGCCGCACCGACUGGACGCCCUGCUGAAACGCUGCAAGUCCAUCACCGACACACUGGCCACUCUGCGCAGGCAGGUGAAUGAGGGCUCCAUAUGGAAGAGGCACGAGGACUUUUCCGGCUCGUCCCCCAGGCAGAGUGAGGACGUGGGGAAGGGCGCGGCGGAUUUGGACGUCCCCACGAGCCCGCCCCUCGGCGACGUCGGGGACGCCUCCGGCCUGAGCAGCUGGACGCCCCACGCCGGCUCUGGCAGCCCGUCCGGCCCCCACCGCGACCGCGACUCCUACCCGCCCGUCCCGGCCAAGAGCCGCGCCCUGGAGGAGCUCUCCGCCCGCCGCGGCCCCGCCGACAAGUCCGUGUCGGUGGAGGUCAGACUGGCCGCGGAGCGGGACUGGGAGGAGAAGAGGGCCAGCCUGACUCAGUACAGCACGCAGGACAUCAACCGGCUGCUGGAGGAGACGCAGGCCGAGCUCAUGAAGGCCAUCCCGGACCUGGACUUCGCCGCCAAGCAGAUCAAGCCCCCGGUGCCCGCCCCCCCGGCCCUCCAGAACCUCCCCCCCUCCCUCCAGAACCUGGCCCCCACCCCGGAGCACCGCCCCAGCAAGCCGCAGUCCCACCUGCACAAGCUGCCCAGCAAGGAGCCCGGCUCCCGCCGAGGGUCAGACGAGCUGACGGUGGCCCGCUAUCGUACGGAGAAGCCCUCCAAGUCGCCCCCUCCCCCGCCGCCCCGCCGCAGUUUCCCAUCAUCCCCUGGGCUCACCUGCCGCAGCGGCGAGGUCAUCGGGCCCGGCAAGAGCAUGAAGAAGUCUGAGUCGGAGGAGGCGGAGUCGGCGAAGCCGCACGUCAAGCUUCGGCGGACGGUGUCGGAGGCGCCCCGCCCGGCCUCCACGCCCCCCGCCAUCGCCUCGGGGGCGAAGGACGAGGAAGAGGAGGAGCAGAAGAACGUGGCGGAGUCCCCAGCGUCAGUGGAGCGGUCCUGUUUGCUGCAGGAUCCAAACACACUGGAUCAGCACCGCAAACGCACACCCAGACGGGCCCCCCAGCUCCAGGAUGUUUCAAUGAGUAGCUGGUCCAAUCGAGUCAUGCAGGAUGGAUUCAUAGCAGGAAGUGACAUCACAACAGGAAGUUACAUCAUAGCAGGAAGUGACCUCACUACAGGAAGUGGCAGCAGCUGUGUCAGUGACUCUCACCAUAACGUACAGGCCCAAACACGGCGUUGGUCGGUCUCAAGGGACUCCCGCCCUUCUCAGGAGGUCCCUGAAGGCCGGGAACCCUGGGAAGAGCUGGGCCUCCUUGUUACAGAGAGGGAGGUGAGGGUGCUGUCCAGAGCAGAGGCCCAGAAUGUCAUCAGGGAGAGAGGGGAAGAGGUACAGACUAUGACUGUCCCAGUCCAGACCCCGGGUGAGGGCGGAAGUGUCCACAGCGUCCCUGACCUGAGCCGAGCUCCAUUGGUCCUGCUCUUUACGGAAGCCGUGUGUGUCAGCGAGGCCUACCGCCUCCUGCUGGCCGUGCUGGAGAAGGACUGCGGGCCGGGCCAUCCUGAGCCUGCGGAUCCAUCAGGGAGGCAGGCCGCCGGUCAUGGGGCCGUGGAGCUCCAGACCACCCCCGGGGCCCGGCCGGCCCACAGGCAGCUCGGCCAGCUGAAAGAGGCGGUGAAGCUGGGGAUAAGAACGGGACAGAGGACCCUGGAAGUCCCCGUCACAGCGGGGACGGAGGGCGUGGCGGCUGGCCUGACCAGGGACACCCUGCCGAAGCCUGCUGUCUCUGAGCCAGGCCAGGCCGAAGCAGACCAGCCCGGAUCAGACCAGGCACAAGCAGGCCAGGUCAGAACAGGCCUGGCUGAAGGCCAGGCCGAAGCAGACCAGGCAGAAGUAGGCCGGUUCAGGAGGUCCCUGGGGGAGGACAUCCGGAGCAGUACCUACAGGCGGCUGGGAAGCCUGGAGGAGACCAUCCGUGAUCUGGAGCACGCCCUGCAGGAGUUCGGGGUCCCCCCCUCCGUGCCCGUUGACCCCCCAGGCUCGACGACCACGCCCUCCCCCAACAAGACCCGGCCACCCGUCCCACCGAAGCCCAAAUCCAAGGCCUUCGCCAUCCAGCCGACCGCGACCAAGAGUGGCAGCAGCAGCAGUCCCGCCGUUCCCGCUAAGCCCCUCCACUCCUCCACCGCCGCCUCUCGCCUCAAGCACCUCCAGCAGAGCAGCUCGGAGAAGGGCAAGACGGGCAAGCUGCGAGACGACUUCCUCAAGAACCAGGGCCAGCAGGCUCUCAGCAGCGGUGUCAGGGCCGUGGAGCCCCUCCUCUCCAGCGCUCGGACCGUCAGCUUCUCGGGCCGGCUGCCCUCCUCCUCCACCCUACCAUCCUCCUCCUCCUCCUCCUCCGUCGGCGUCUUCGGCGCGGGCCUGAAGCGGUACCCCCAGGAGGGGGCGCUGUCGUCGCUGUCGGCCUCCACCGGGCCGGCCAAGGCCCUGCUGGCCAGCCUGUCCGCGUCCAGCCUGGGGGCCGAGGCUCUGCUCCUGUCCUCCACGCUCCGCCACCACCGGCUCCUCCGGGAGCAGCGCGCCUCCUCCUCUGCCUCCUCCCCCCUGCCCAACGGCCGGCCCUCCGCCAUCACCACCUCCUCGUCGCCGACCUCCACCUCCUCCUCCUCCUCCUCUUCCGCCUCCUCCACGCCCCCCUCGCCCUCCCCGCUGGCCUCCCUCACCCUCUCCUCGCUGGGCCUCAAGUCGGCCACGCGGAGCCUCCAGGACUCCGGCCUCCAGGGCCUCCAGGAGCCCAGAGGCAGGCCCCUCCCCAAGCCUGUGCCCCCGGGGAGCUCUGAAUGAGCACAGAGAGACACGAUCAUGCUGCAACCACGAGAGAAAGCACAUAGAACUGCCCCCAAACACGCACAAGAAUACCCCUAUGACCCUAUGUGUCCCUGUUGCACACACAGGAAUGUCCCUAUAACACACACAGGAAUGUCCCUAUAACACACACAGAAAUGUCCCUAUAACACACACAAGAGUGUCUCUAUAACACACAGAAAUGUCCCUAUAACACACACGAGUGUCUCUAUAACACACAGAAAUGUCCCUAUAACACACACAAGAGUGUCUCUAUAACACACACAGAAAUGUCCCUAUAACACACACUGAAUGUACCUAUAACACACACAUGGAUGUCCCUAUAACUCACACGGGAAUAUCCCUAUAUAUCACACACCGUACUACUCACCCAAUCACACAGGCCAGGACAGAAGUGCAGUAAAUUUGGAUAAGGGGGUGGGGGGGGGGGGGCAGGGGCAGAGUCUCUCCAAAUGAGCUUACUUUAUAGUGUUUUAUAAAAAAAGUACAGGGUGUUGCUAGGAUUUAAUGUCGUAUUGAGGUUUCUGUGCAAGCAUUUCACUCACUAAAGCACCAAGCACCUUUCAGCAGAGAAAUACAAGACAAAGAGCGAGAUGUUCUCCUGAAGAGACGCCGUCGUCCCGUCCGCAGACGUCCCCCAGCGCCGCACUGUGCUCUGAGACUCUUAAACCGAGUGGGUCACCCACAGGCAGAGCAGGACGGGUGGGACCCCCACGGAUCUUCCACAGGCUCCGUGUGGGUCCCACCUGUCCGGAACAGUCUGCUGUGCUCACCUGUUUACCCUGGCGUGUACAGUCUCCUUCAGCCAUUGCUGACUGGUUCUCCAUCUGCACCAGUACAGGUGAGCUGUUUUAUCCACCUACCUAUUACAGGUGAGCUGUUACACCCACUCACCUAUCACAGGUGAGUUGUUUUACCCUCCUACCUAUUACAGCUGAGCUGUUUAUACCCACCUACCUAUUACAGGUGAGUUCUUACUGUAGACUCACCUGGUACUGAGCGAGAUUCGUUCCGAACCGUGAAGGCCCCACAGCCAGAUCUUACAUUAUUUACCGAGUUUCAGACAAUUUUGUGGUCAACCAUUUUUAAUUUGUCGGACACAUUAUGAAACAACGAAAGAGUUGCAAUAAUCCAAAGGGGAUUGUAUUUUCACCCUUUCACUUUCAGAUUUUUCUAUUUUCCCCACCACCAGAACCUGAAUCAAUUUUUAAUAGGUAGUUUGAUUCUCCAAAAAAAGAAAAGAAAGAAUAUUCGCAAUUUGUUUUGCCAGUUGCACAGUUUGGAAGAGACUGGAAUGGUGCUGCUUUGGUCUAAAUCCGUGGACUGUCCAUAACCCCUUUUUUCCAUCCUAACGUCCCUCAAUCACGCGGUGUCCGAUUCGGUGUGCGCUGGGUGGGGUGUGACAGGUGACAGGUGUCACUCUCACUCUGUGACCCUGUGUUCAGUUGUCAUAACAACAGAUGGUUCAGUAGAGGAGAGGAUGCACGGCGGCCAUUUUGUGGCCUCUUGCUGUAUGUGUCUCUGACCACAGUGGGUUUACACUGUGUGUGCAGAAGGGCUCUGCUUUUUCAAAAUGGAGGUACGCUUUUGGUUUCCUUAGAAACGUUCGCACGCACACGCUUGUUUGUCAAAGACAAUUUGUAUGGGUGGUGUUGGUUGUAGAAUUGUUAUCUUGUAGGUAAUUUCUUCUGAAACAUCUGAGAAGGCUCUAAGGCCCGGAUUCAGUCAACGUCUCUGCUUAUCUCUGGCCCCGAAAUUGAACGCGAGUGUUUGUGUUCAUUUUCGUGCUCUCAGACAGUUUCGCAAAUUCAAAAUGCAAUUACCGCUAACUGAGUAAACGAAUACCCAGGUUUUGUUUAUUUAAAAAAAAUAAAGUUUAGCAUUGAAUUAAGGAUUGAAUUGAAUGUUAAGUUGCUUGAAUCUAGACUGAAAAGCAUUAAAUAGAUUUAGUUGUACAAAUAGUAUUUCAAAAAUACCAAAAAAAUUUAGUCUACGUUGCUUUUCCACAUGAGAGCCUCUUUCACUUACUAGUAAUAAUUUCAAUAGACCGUCUAUCAGUAUAGAUACAACGUUGCGAAUUAGCCGCUAGUGCUGUCGGGUAAAGGUGCAAUUUUUAGAAAAAGAACACGCCUGCUUGUUUAUGUAUUUACCAAUAUGGGAGACGCAUCCCACAGUCCUUUUCCAAUACCCUGCGAGGGGUGCAGAGAAAUAACCAGAGGUGGGAAUGAAAUGGCAGCUCCUCAGUGUCUUUUAUUUAUUUCGUUAUUUAUUUAUUUAUUUUUUUAGAGAAUGGGCCUCCACACCUCCAUUACGUUUCUGGUUCUCGCAGUCGGUGGGAAAAUAGUUUUUUGGGUUUUUUUUUUUUUUUUAAACAGUCAUGUGCAUGUCAUUGUACGCAAUAAUCUAAAUUCUCGCAUAAACUGAUGACUCCCAAUAUUCAGGGCACUGGUGCGCAUGUAAAUGAUGUAGCCAGUGCCUUUAUACCAAAUACAAAAAAGCUUUCAGCACUUUCCAGUAAUGCAGGAGAGUGAGAGUUUAUGACAGGUGGGCAACUAGGACCGUGUCCGUUUCUGGUUUUCUGGGCAAACUUCGGGGAUUAAUUUCUUAAUUUAGCUCAAACGUUGACAUUCUGGCUGUUCUUGUGCCCCGAUACAAAAUGUUUUAUCGUGAUCGAAUGUACGAGUGAGCCACUGUUGUUGUAUACAGCCAAAAGCUCUUGUAGCCAGAGCGACUGUUGGAAACAAAAACCUGCGUUCGCACCGACUCUCGUGUGCCAGAAUCUCCCACCCCUGAUUGACGACAGUGUUUCUUGCGUGGGAUUUGUCGCAUCGCGGGAGCAGCCGAUAUUUCGCUUGCCUUUUAAUUUUUACCACGCCUCGCAAAAUGCCGUCGAGUUCUUCUUUCACUCUCCGCUCUCCGCUCUGUCGUCGGAAACAGAUUGCGGUUGCUGGUCACACGCCCAGCGAGCUUUUUCAGUUACGCACAAAAGCGAGCUCGGGGUAUUGAUUUGGUGUGCCGUCAAAGCAAAGCACGAUGGUUUAAUGCAAGAGACGGUGACAGGAGAGGAGCCUUCUGGGUCGGAUUUUAUCGUUGCGUGGGCGUUCGCCGAUGGUUCCUGCGUACACUUAGGACGGAAUUCUCUCGAGCACAUGACCCCCGGAUCUGUUUGAGUGGGCCGGCAGCGGAGCGAACGUGCCGACGGCUGCUUUUGGCGGCCUCCGUUUGACGAUGAGCAAGUCUCAUCUCGCUCGUUUGACGCGUUCCCCGAUCCGACGAUCGCCUGGUCAGUACGGACGCGUGACGUGGACGUAUCCCGGGUUCCACCACCGGGUGUGACUGACAGAACGAGUGACGUGUUGAAGCUGGGCGUCGUGACUCUCCGUCUGUUCGACGAUGAUCUGUUCAUCUCGUCUGACACGUCGCUUUCUCUCCCUGAGUCCCAACAUGGCUGCCGCGCGUCGCUUUGAGUGGGCGUGUGCUCGCGUGGGAAGCGUGGAUGGACUUGACGUCUGUAACUUGUGUGUGCGUGCGUGCAUGUGCACUGGGACCGUAGAAUAAAUAGCAAGGAAAAAAAUACAGCUUUGUGGUCCACCUCUAAUAGCUGUUUAAUGAAGCACAGGGUGCAUGAUGGGAAUGUUCUUCCCAUUGGAACAAGCAGAAAGCGUUUGGUUCCAAGCCCUGCUGCCCACGCACAUCAUAGGCAUCACAGUGUAGUAACGGGACUGGACCCUGGCUUGUGUUGGAGUGUAAUUGUGAGGUGUGGAGGCAUGCGAGAAACACAGUGUGUUGAGGCUUGGGUAUUUUAUCACGAACUGUGGAGUUCUGGUUAACACCCCAUGAGUCAGGGGUGUCCAGUCUUACUAAAGAUCUGUUGUGGGGGGGGAAGACUUU